CUGCCAGGCGCCAUUGAAAACAUUUGCGGACGCCCAGCUGCGCCCUGCGUUUGCUUCCAGGCCCCACCCCCAGCACUGCAGGGCUAGGGGAUUCCAGCCUGGAGUACCCUCUUCCCAGGGCAGCCUGAGCUUAGAUGCCCAUGUCAGCAAAAGUUGAGAAAAGGUGGGAGGAAUUAGGUGGUGCUUGGAGACAGAAGCAGGCUUCCUGCCCGAUGUAUGACCCCGACUGUCUUCCUCUUGGAUGUGGGCGCCGUUCCCUUGGCAGGAAUGGGGUCGUGUGCAGAGUGGGCCUAGAUAUGACCUGACCUUCACUGCAAUUGGUCUCAACUUGUUCACCAACCAUUUGGACAGGUUCCUUCUAGGUGGAGUGACACUCCUGACCGCCGGGUGGGCGAGCCGUCCACCUUCCACUGGCCAGGAGUAUCCGGCCAGCCCUGGCAACUGUGUUGGUUAAAUUUUUGUAACUCUUGUGACUUCGUGAUGUGACCUGUCUUUUACAAAAUGAAGUCACAUAUAAAAUGGAGUAAGUUAUGUCAAGACUCUUCAAUCAGGACUCUUCAGAAGGAAGCUUUUGGACGCUAUUUUCGCUCACAAAAAGAGCAUUGCAGACGUCUUACUGCGGGCCAGGGCCUGGCGCCUGGGGAGCCGCGCGGGGCUGAGGCCCAGUUACCGGGGCGGCCUCCGGGGGGCGCUGCUGCAGCCGCGCGAGGAAGCUGACAGGGGGCCACGAGUGGGAGUUGGUGGGCGAAGGAAAACAGCGUCUCGCGUUCUCACCUUAACGGUGGGAAAGGGUGAGGGGCAGAGGGUGGAGGGCGCCCGCCCCGGCGGCUCCAAGCCCCCGAAGGCCCGCCCUGGGCCGGGGACCCGCACCCUGCCCAGUCCGUUGCCCCCCAGUGAGCGCCGACGCCUCCGCCCGGGCAAGCUCGCUCUCCCCUCCCCUGUAGCCCAGGUGCAGCCUCUGGGGACGCGCCGCCGGGGAAACCCCAAAGGCGGCCCCCCUCCCCAAGCCCCUCCGCCGAAGCUCCCCAGGCCCCGGCAGCGGCCGGGCGCGUGCCCUUGGCCUGCGCCGAGCGCCUGGGUCGGGAACCCUGGGCCUGGAAGCCUCGCUCUUCCCGGAAACGGCGGCGGGAUGGUCCCGGCGCCGCCGGCCGCGCCCUGCUUCCCUCUAGCGGCCGCCGCCGGCCGCGGGCCUGCGUCUCCCCGCGGUCCCCAGCUGCCUCCCCGCACCAUGGAGCCACAGGAGCGGAGCCGCCGCGGACGUGCUGGGCGCCCGCCGGGCCCGGGCAGCAGACGGAGUGGCAGCUGGAGCCCCCGUAAGGAGGGUGGGGCCCAGCACGGCUGCUCGGCUCCAGCCCUCAGACUCCUGCUCCUGGGGAAACGUGGCUCCGGCAAAAGCGCCACGGGAAACACGAUUCUGGGCAGAGCUGUGUUUGUGUCCAGAUUCAGCGAGCAGAUGGUGACUAGGAAGUGCCAGAGAGAGAGUGGGGCCAGGAGAGGGAGGGAGAUCGUGGUCAUCGACACCCCCGACCUUUUCUCCUCCAUGGCCGGUGCCAGCGACACUCAGCGCAACAUUGACCUCUGCAGGGAGCUCUCGGCUCCCAGCCUCCACGUCCUGCUUCUGGUCAUUGCAAUCGGCUUCUACAGGGUGGAAGACAAACAAACGAGCGCGGGCAUCCAGGAGGUGUUUGGAGCGGAAGCCAGGAGGCACACCAUUAUCGUCUUCACUCGGAAGGAUGAGUUGGGGGAUGACUCGCUGCAAGAUUACUUUGAGAACAAUGAGUCCCUUAGAGAGUUGGUUCACAACUACAGGGGCCGAUACUGUGCUUUCAACAACAAGGCGAGUGUCUGUGAGCAGGACACCCAGGUGGAGGAGCUCCUCGCAAAAGUCCAGCAUCUGGUGAAUGAGAACGGAGGACCGUAUUGGGUGAACUUCAGAAACAAAGGCGGUGGGUUCCAGGAUUGUGUGAACGAAGCUACGUCUCUGAAGGAAGACGACCCACAUGGGCCAGGGGAGAAGCAGCUUCAGGCCACAGGAUGUGAGCCCGACCCUGAGACCUCAGAACUGAAGGUCCUGCUCGUGGGGAAGCGUGGUGCUGGAAAAAGUUCAGCUGGAAACAGCCUUCUGGGCAAGCGAGUCUUUGAGACCAAAUUCAGUGACCAGUCAGUGACCCAGAGAUUUAGGUCGGAGAGCAGAAUCUGGAGAGAGAGGAAAUUUUUGAUCAUUGAUACUCCAGACAUCUCAUCUUCAAAGGACGUUAGAUCGGAGUUUCAGAGACACGCGUCCCCAGGCCUUCAUGCCUUCCUGCUGGUGAUGCCCCUGCGCUCCUUCACCGAGAGAGACGAGGCAGUGCUCAGCACCCUCCAGAGAAACUUUGGAGACAAAUUCGUUGAGCACACGAUCAUUCUCCUCACCAGGAAAGAAGACCUAGGGAAUCAGGAUCUAGAUGAGUUCUUAAAAACAGAAGGUAACGCUCUGUGUGAGCUCAUUAAAAAAUGCAAAAACCAAUACAGUGUCUUCAACUACAGAGCAACGGGAGAGGAGGGGCUGCGCCAGGUGGAUGGGCUCCUGCAGGAAAUCGUGAGCAUGGUGCAGCGGAACGGGCACCGGCCGUGUGCCUUCAGGAAGAAAGAGCCCCUGAGCCUUGUCCUGGUGGGGCGGAGCGGCCCCGGCAAGAGCGCUUGCGGGAACACUGUCCUGGGGAGGCCCGCCUUCCCCUCGCAGCUCAGCACCCAGCUGGUCACCAGGACGUGCCAGAGCGGCAGCAGGACAUGGGCCGGGCAGCAGGUGGUGGUGGUGGACACCCCCCCGUUCCACCUGAUGCCGGGCGCUGGAGUGGAGGAAGAGGUCAGGCUCUGUUUGUCCUGCUGUGGAGAAGGGAACAAGGUUCUGGUCCUGGUGGUCCAGCUGGGUCAGUUCACUCAAAAGGACAAGCAGGCGGUGGAGGAGCUCAAGGCCAUCUUUGGGGAGGAUGUCACAGAGUACAUGAUCGUGCUGUUCACCCGGAAGGAAGACCUUGGGGCUGUGAAGCUGGAAGAUUACAUCCAGAACACAGACAACAAGGACUUCAAGGACAUAAUUAGCAAGUGUGGGAAUCGAGUUUGUGCUUUUAGUAACAAAGAAACUGUCCAAGCCAAGGAAGCCCAGGCAACAGCUCUUCUGACAAUGGCCAAUGACCUGAUAAAGCAGCAUAACGGGCAGGGCUAUCCCCGGGCGUGGGAGGAAGUCAGUAAAUUAAUUAAAAAGGCCCAGGAAAAGCACAAGCCCCAAAAUAUGCUAAAUAAUUUCAAAGCUAUGUUAUCUGGUAGGCCACACAUCUGGUCUGUUUAAGGUAGAGACGCCCUCAGGCCGCUGGGGGGCCUGGAGCUCUGGCGGGAUGGGAAGAGCCCGUAGCUUCGUAGCUUCGAGGGCUUGGGAGUAAAUGCAUCUUACCUGGUGAUGCUUCAGCUCCUCAUAGGUAAGUAUGUUAUCAGGUAGGGGCAGGUAAUAGGGGAUGGUAAGGACAUAAAAAGGUGGGGAAGUCUGGAAAAAGGCUUCAGAGAUUAGUGGCCACUGAGGGUCCAAAUCAAGUCACAAGAAUCACCUUGUGUGAGGGUGGACGGGAGUCUCCACAGCCAUGGAGGCCAAGGCCAAGGCCAGCUGGCGUCAGAAGACAGAGACACAAGAACCAGGGGGUCCUGGGCAUGGUGGGACAGAGAAGCUGGACUCCGUGGGUCACACGGCUGCCCACGGCUGCUUGCCAGCCCCCCUGACCCCCUGGGUCGCGUGUCUUCACGGGGGUAGGACUCAGGACUAGCACGGUCCCUUCCUCAUGGGGUCGCUAUUCCUUUGUGUUCUCUUCACUCCAAGCCUGAAUGGAAAGUGGGACCCAGGCUAGCCUUCUUGUGUCCCCGAGGAAAUGAAUAUGAGUCUGUAAGGUUUCAAAAAACUUACUAAUCAUCACAGUGAAACAGACUAGAACAAAUAUCAGAAGCACUGUACAGUUGCCAACACUAGACAAUUGUGCAGAGUUCUAAAAUUUCUAGAUUGCCUCUAGAAAAGUUACUGAACAUUCCUUUGCCCUUCUCUCUCAUUUUUAAUCCCUUAGGGUUGGGAAUUAGGUUAAAACUCAGAGAACUCAAAUAAUAACAACUAAACACACCAGAGGCUUAUAGUAUCUCCAGGCAGGAAGUCGGGGCGUAGGGAGUCUGAGGCUGGCGCAGCGCCGAUGUCCCAGCGUCCUCCUCUCUCUCUGCUCCAGCUCCGCUGGCAUGCAGCCCCCCUGCUUAAGGCUGCUGCCUGGUUUCAGGACAGUAGUGUCCCACCCUUGGCCGCACGGACUUCACGGAGAGCUGCCCCAUGUGGGUGAUGGGUGAGGGCUGAACCAUGGAAUCUUCUCCCAGGCAGAUGUAGGGUCAGGUAUUUUUGAUAUUCAUCUGUGCUGUGAGGCUGGAUCUAUAUCAUCUGCUCUUGUUUUUUAAAAUAUCAGGUUACCUUCAAGAUUAACCCAAUUGUAAGAACACGGACUGUCACCAUUAAUACUUUUGUACUCUAUGUAACUCUUAAUAUGACAAAUUCUGGAAAAUGUGUGUGUAAAUAUAUCAAUUGGGUGACAUAAUAAAGAUGAAUUAUAAACACACA
Molecule: messenger RNA, 4618 nt
Organism: Manis javanica (Malayan pangolin)
Lineage: Eukaryota; Metazoa; Chordata; Mammalia; Pholidota; Manidae
Gene: GIMAP8
Product: GTPase, IMAP family member 8
Cellular component (GO): endoplasmic reticulum
Molecular function (GO): GTP binding
Source: RefSeq, a predicted model, not a curated record